Molecule: messenger RNA, 1968 nt
Organism: Rhododendron vialii
Lineage: Eukaryota; Viridiplantae; Streptophyta; Magnoliopsida; Ericales; Ericaceae
Product: WAT1-related protein At1g25270-like
Exons: 6
Coding region: 394-1716 (440 amino acids)
Cellular component (GO): plasma membrane
Molecular function (GO): transmembrane transporter activity
Source: RefSeq, a predicted model, not a curated record
CUCCUACUCUCUCUCCUCUCUCUGUCACUACUUCUUUCAAGAACAACCCACCUGACUCGCUCUCUCCUCCUCCUUCUCCUUCUCCUCUCUCUCUCUCUCUCUCUCUCUCUCUACAUAUAAAUAAGGCGUCCAGUUCGUGCAUUUUCCCUCAACCUUUUUCUCAUUUCGGUCUUUGGUCCAAAGAAACAAGCGAGAAGACAUCUUUGAUCUUCUUGCUUGUUCUUUUUUACUACCUCUCCAGAACUCUACAUACAUACGCACGUCUCUCUCUCUCUCUCUCUCUCUCUCUCUCUCUCUCUCUCUCUCUCUCUCUCUCUCUAUAUAUAUAUAUAUAUAUAUAUAUCCUCACUGUUCAUAAAUAUUGAAGAAGGAGAGACGAGUGGCAUUAGCGAGAUGGGGAGGAUAUCGGACACGAUACAAGGGUUGAAGCCGGCGAUGAUGAUGGUGACGGUGCAGGCGGCGUUGGCAGGAGUGAAUAUCUUCUACAAACUGGCUGGCAAUCUCGGAAUGAGCUUGAGGGUUUUGAUCGCCUACCGGUUCAUAUUCGCCGCUGCCUUUAUUGUCCCCCUCGCUCUUGUCGUCGAAAGGAAGAGCAGGCCAAAGCUAACACGGGUGGUAGUCUGCCAAGCUUUUCUUUGUGGUUUGCUUGGAGGAUCCCUGGCUCAAAAUUUAUACGCAGAGAGUUUGGUAUUAACCUCGGCCACCUUUGCCGCUGCUAUGACCAAUCUCGUCCCUGCCAUCACCUUCAUUUUAGCCCUCUCUUUCGGGAUGGAGAGGCUGGGAUUCGGUACAUGGGCAGGCAAGGCCAAGGUGGCGGGGACGUUGCUAUGCAUAGGUGGGGCCAUGCUACUCACCUUCUACAAAGGCGCAGAGAUCAACAUCUGGUCAACUAGCGUUGACCUUCUGCACAAGGGCCCGAAUCACGGCGGACACGUGGCGGCAUCCCACCAAAAAGCUGGUAAUCCCGUGCUGGGAGCUUUGUUGGCUGUGUGCUGUUGUUUCUCUCUCGCAAUGGGUUUGAUUAUUCAAGCUAAGAUGAUGCGGCACUACCCUUGCCCCUACUCUAGUACUGCUAUAAUGAUCACAUUCGGAGCAAUCCAGGCCACCGUAUUCGCUCUAUGCAUGGAGAAAGAUUGGAGUCAAUGGGAAUUGGGGUGGGACAUCAAACUCCUCACAGUUUCUUACACGGGGAUUGUGGCCUCUGGAGCUAUGUUCACCUUCAUGGCCUGGUGUGUACAAAUGAGGGGUCCACUAUAUGUAUCUGUUUUCAACCCUUUGAUGCUUGUGCUUGUGGCCCUUGCUGGGUCCUUGGUGUUGGAUGAGAAGCUACACUUAGGGACCGUGUUGGGAGCUGUGGUGAUAGUGUGCGGAUUGUACACAGUUUUAUGGGGAAAGGGCAAAGAGUUGAAGAGGAUCACUCAGUUGAUGCCAUCAAAGAGCUCUAGGGAAUCCGAACGCAUCGAAAUCAUCAUAAGUUCUUCGGCAGAAAAUAGCAUUAACAUUAAUAGUAGCAGUAGAAGCAGCAUAUUGGUGGUGAUUCCAAAUGACGUUUCAAUGGCCUACACUUUAGACGAUGCUUUAGAUGACGACGUGUCGGAAACGAAUAAGGCUAAGGAAGAAGAAGAAGAUGAUGAAAAAGAGGGAGAACAAGAAGAUGCCAACUACGACGACAAAGGAAAAGGAGAUAAUUCGAAGGCCACGGCGCCAAAAGUCUAAACGCAGGAGCGAGCACUUACUAUAGUAUAAUAGUGUAAUUAAUAAAAUUGAAGGAACAUAGGUUUUAGUACAGUCAUGGAAAUGUCCCCUGAAUUGGGGCAUUUUUUUGCUAGGGUUGGUUGAAGAUGAUAUAGACAGUAUAUAUAUAGGUACGUUAGUUAUGUUUAUUUGUUGUUCUUUAAAAUUUUUGUAUCUAUAGGUUCUGUGAAUUUUUCGAAUGUUAAUUCAUAAAGGUGACAACUUUUUAGCUUA